This is a messenger RNA of Rattus norvegicus (Norway rat), 603 nucleotides long. NCBI's taxonomy places the organism in Eukaryota, Metazoa, Chordata, Mammalia, Rodentia, Muridae. The record is from RefSeq and is a predicted model, not a curated record.
AUGCUGGUGGCCCUCCUCACAAUGGUCCUGCUGGGCCUGAGCUUUGCUCAGCAGCCAGAACUUCAGAACCUAAACCAGAUUCCAAAACAGAGGCCACCACCUUCAGGAUUCCUACCAAGACCCUCUGCUAAUGGGAACCAGCAAGGCCCACCCCCACAAGGAGGACGACAGCAGAAACCUCAAGGCCCACCCCCACCUGAAGGACCACAGCAGAGACCUCCUCAAGGCCCACCCCCACAAGGAGGCCCACAGCAGAGACCUCAGGGCCCACCCCCACCAGGAGGACCACAGCAGGGACCUCAAGGCCCACCCCCACCAGGAGGACCACAGCAGAGACCUCAGGGCCCACCCCCACCAGGAGGACCACAGCAGAGACCUCAAGGCCCACCCCCACAAGGAGGACCACAGCAGAGACCUCAAGGCCCACCCCCACCUGGAGGACCACAGCAGAGACCUCAGGGCCCACCCCCACCAGGAGGACCACAGCAGAGACCUCAAGGCCCACCCCCACCAGGUGGCCCUCAGCAGAGACCUCCUCAGCCUGGAAACCAACAAGGCCCUCCACAAGGUCCCCAAUUGGGCAGACCUCAGGGACCUCAGUAA